GUCCUGACAAGGGCGCGGAGGGUAUGCGAUACUUGCUCAAGGCGACCGCGCAUGGCGAUACAUGGCGGGACCUUGCAGUGUCUAUCUCCUCGCUGGGUGAUUACACACCCCACAGUGCCAGCUGGAAUGGUUUGCACGGCGACUUCGCUGUCAUCAACCAGGUGCCUGGUCACUCAGUAAGACUCAGGUUCAAUUUCUAUGACAUGGCAGAAAAGCCGCUGCUGCUGGGGGUCUUUCACAUUUUGCUCUGUGGCAUGGACCGCUCGGAGCAAAGCCUGGAAUACAUCCGUGCCUUUGGGCCUCACGCCGCUUACUGGUCGCAGGACACGCAGCUGGACCUGGCCACGUCCGCAAGCUUCGUGGAGUACUUCCCCCGGAAGGGGUCCAGCACCUUGAGAUACGGCAACUGGGGCUCGGAGCUGGACCUGGGCCCGCAGAACCCCACCUACCUCGCGGAGCUCACGGAGUUGCAGCUGGCGAGCUGCGUGAGCCUGGAGUACCGAGAUGUAGAUCAUAUUGACCUGCUCUUGGGCUCCAUGCUUGCGGAUAACGUUGGCGACGUGGGUGACGCGGCGCGGUCCUUCUUCUUUGCCUUCAGCAGCCUGAGGCAUUGUGACAUGCAGAUUGCAAGCUCCAGCACCGUGACUGUGACAUCAACCUCAAGUUCCGCAACGGCCACCACCAGGACAAGCACCACCCAAACCAUGACCAGCUGGACUCGCACGAAGACGGGGACUAGCACGACUUCUGCCGCCACCUUCUCCACGGCAAAGACCUGGACAAGCCACACUGCCACAACUACCACCCUGACCACAGCCACAGUCACCACCACCACUGAGCUCAUCGGGCUUCCCAUCUUCGCGAGCCCAGGUGACCAGCCCUGGCAAAAGCUGCUGGGCCGUCCUCUCCGCUUUGCAGCGAUGUGGCUCUAUGUGGGGGUGCUACUGGCCAUUGCCUUGGUAUUGGUCAUCUACUGGCUUUGCACUCCAGGGCCAUGCAGAUGCAGAGGACGCCGAUCGGCACCGCGCACGCUGGUGCGGCUGUAG
Effrenium voratum is the source of this 1046-nucleotide messenger RNA. The record is from the annotation of a GenBank genome assembly. NCBI's taxonomy places the organism in Eukaryota, Dinophyceae, Suessiales, Symbiodiniaceae.